Molecule: messenger RNA, 1353 nt
Organism: Mercenaria mercenaria
Lineage: Eukaryota; Metazoa; Mollusca; Bivalvia; Venerida; Veneridae
Exons: 1
Coding region: 1-1353 (450 amino acids)
Cellular component (GO): nucleus
Molecular function (GO): DNA binding
Source: RefSeq, a predicted model, not a curated record
AUGGCUGAUAGAGGAACGCCACUUACUACAAGCGUGUUGAGGAAGUUUGUAGUAGCCAUCAUACAACGAAAUGGAAAACCAACUAGAAUAAACCUCGAGAAGGGACCCAGUAUGAAAUGGAUAAGAAUUUUUUUUGCACGCAAUCCAGAGCUUAAAAAGAGGAAACCAGAUCGGGCUGAUAAUGGUAGGCUUAAAGUUACCCGGGAGGAGGUGGAUGAGUAUUUUCAGCUUCUUGAAAAAACUAUCAAUGAACUCAAAGUGACACCUGACCAGAUAUUUAAUGUUGACGAGACAGGUUUUGAUGGACAUGAACAGUCACGAGAAAAAGUGAUAGUUGUUGGUAAACAGCACCCGUACCAGCAGCAGAUGACAACUGGUAUAGGACACAUAACACUGAAUCUUGCCAUAUCUGGCGCAGGACGUUAUCUACCACCUAUGGUUAUAUUUUCCAAGAAUGUCCCUCGAGAUCUUGAAACUCUCCCUGAUUCAUGGAAUGUGACCUCUUCUAAGAAAGGAUAUAUGGAUAGUACCCUUUUUGUGGACUGGUUGAGUCAGUCGUUCAUACCUAACUGUGGAAGGGAUAGGCCAGUGUUGUUAAUAAUGGACAAUCUUGGAGCCCACCUCACUCCUGAUGCUAUUGAUCUGGCAAGAGAGAACCAAGUGGAGAUGCUAUGCCUUCCACCGCACUCAACACACCUACUCCAGCCAUUGGAUGUUCGCAUUUUUCAUUUACUGAAAACAAACCUUUCUAAAGUAGCAUCAAGGCUUGGGCACCAGGUAAAUCGUAUUUCCCGGGGAAAAAUGCCCGAUUUGAUCAAGUAUGCUCUGUCUAUGUUGUCAGAACAUGAUAUUAUAGAAGCAUUUAGACUUACAGGCAUCAUACCAUGCAAUCCUAGUAUUGUAACACUUUUGAAACAGACACUUUCCAAACGGACAGAUAUAGAAAAUGAAGGUAACCCCAACCAUCUGGUCAACAUGGGCAUCGUGCCAGCUGCCCUUGCAGACAUUCUAGUGCCCCCGCCCCCUAGGAGGGGUAAGAAGAGAUUCGAUGGUGCGAGACUUAUUACUGCACCUGACACGCUUCAACAGUCCACUUCCAACAAUGCAACUGAAGUGCAACCAUCUACAUCAGCUUCUGUCACACCUGAUGAAAUCUCUGUACCAGUGGAAGAAUACCCUGAUGAUGGCAUCUGCGUGGUUUGCAUGACAAAUCAGAGACUUGAAUGGAUAGGUUGUGACAGAUGUGACAAUUGGUUUCACUAUGCCUGCUUGAACAGGGAAAAUCAGGUUUUGGUUGACUUGAGUGUGGUUACUGGAGACACGUGGUCCUGUGGUUUUUGUGAGGAAGAAUAG